Molecule: messenger RNA, 2713 nt
Organism: Stegodyphus dumicola
Lineage: Eukaryota; Metazoa; Arthropoda; Arachnida; Araneae; Eresidae
Product: epidermal growth factor-like protein 8
Biological process (GO): anatomical structure development
Cellular component (GO): cell surface; extracellular region
Molecular function (GO): calcium ion binding; signaling receptor binding
Source: RefSeq, a predicted model, not a curated record
GAGAAGUUCUGUCGUAACGGCACCCCAUUUCUUCAUUAAGAGCAUCAAGGAUGAUGAAUAACAACACUUAAAACUUCAUAAUGCUAUGUUCUAAUAUCUUAUGUGAGUCUGCUGUAGCAUGAUCUUAUCAGUCUGCUUCUCUUUUAUAGUUGGACGUCGUUGCCACACAGAGAAUCCUUCACAAGAGAAUAACCAAAGCUUUGUACACUCGUUCAUUAGCGCAGAACGGGCUAAGUUAUGAGGUUUAUUUAUUUCUGGAUGCUAUUCGCUUUGCAAUGUCGUUUCGGAGUUCAAGGUUCAGGUGGAAAUGUUCCGAAGCGAACCAACGGCAUCUACCAUUGGAAUAAGCAAACAAUUGCAGCCCAGAAUUCUCCGUAUGUUGCCAAAUACAGAGAAGAAAAACAUUUGAACAUCGCUCAGAAUUCCAGCAGACGACUCUUCGGGAGGCAUGUAUGCACUCAAAAUCAAGUGGUUAUGUUGCCAGUUAAAGAUGUGCAGUCGUACUGCAAACCAGCUUAUCAGUCAUUCCUAAGAAGAUGUGACAAAGAUACUACUCGCUUUUGCACUGGUUACAGAGUGGCGUACGAACUCUCAUAUCGCACAAUUCAAAGAAUGGUUGCAAAGACUGAAUCAUCGCAUUCCUGCUGUCCUGGAUGGACCCAAAUGCGAUCUUCGUCGUCUGACUGCAAGAAAGCUGUUUGUCGACAAGAAUGUCGAAAUGGUGGCGUAUGCACAAAGCCGGAUCAUUGUUCUUGCCCACCUGGAUGGACUGGAAAAACAUGUGAAACAGAUGUAAAUGAAUGCUCUCAAAGAAAUAACUUUUGUGAACAAGAAUGCAUAAAUGUGCCUGGGUCUUACAAAUGCUCAUGCCGAGAAGGAUAUUCUCUACACCCAAAUGGGCGUAACUGCAACAAAGAAAUUGCAAGACAUUCGAAUGCUGAGGACAUAAGUGAACUUUUGAAGAAAAUUGAAGAUAUGCAACAACGUCUUUCUGCGUUAGAAGGAUGGAAGCGACGUUCAUUUACGGAAGAACAAGAUAACAGACAUGCUCGUGAUGAAAGAAUCAAUUCUCUCAGCGAACAAAUUGCAAUACUCGAAGAAAGAUUAGCAGAAUGUUCCUGUAACAGGGGAGAUAUGGAAUUUUUUCCUCGGCCACAAAAAUGAAAUAUAAAGCUUCAUAAGAAAUCUUCGAACAAACUGUCCUUGGACAGACAAAUGCCAAAACUUCGUAAUCACAAUGAAGUUUGGAUGCUAAGUUGAUUAGUUAUGCUCCUGGGAAAUGUAUCUAACUUAUAUAUUCGUUUACAACGGUUCUAGUGGACUUCAUUUACCAUUACUUACAGAGCAGCGAACAAAUGCAACAUGCAUUUCAUUCGCUCGAAUGGACUGAGAUUUCGAAAUACGGUCCCAUAGACUUUAUUUCUUUAAACACUGAUCUUAGAUAUAUAUCCUAAAUUAAAAAUAUUCUCCCCAAGGGUUAUUGUUUCAUGUCAGAGAAGGAUGGUUCUGUUUAAGUACCUGUAACAAAUACACAAACUUAAAUAUUAAAAAUGUGAAACCUUUUUUUGUUCUCAUACAGCAAAAAACUCCAGUUAGUAAAAUAUUCAUUAUGCUUUAAGUUAUAAAAAACAAGGCAUCCAUUCUUUUGUGUACAAAAUUCAUACACAAAUUCAAGAACAAGUAUAAAUUUAUUGUAUAUCUAAAACACUAAAAAAAUAUAUAUCUUAUUUGCUUUGUUGAGCAAUGGUUUGUUACUAAAUAUGUAGCCUGUCCUAAGCUGUACCGCUAUAAAUGUUACACUUACUGUUAUGAAACUUUUUCUAGUUAUAUAAUUGAAGUAAUAUUUCAUGAGUGAAUAAAUAUUACCUGCAUUUACGGUGAAGCAAGAGAGGGCUAUUUGUCUAAGCGGAAAGAUACCUUCUUUUUAAGAGAAAUUAGUUCACACUCACAUUAUACAUAUUUCGCGAAGAAUGCCACGAACACUGCCACAUAAGUUUGCCGAGAUUAAAACCCGGGAUGAGCUUCCACUGUUCAACGAUUCUACCGCUCGGCUACUAGUAGACUACUAAUAUUUACAGGACUGGAAUUCUAGAAAAAAUAAAAAAGUUAGAUUUUAUCUUAACAAAGCCUUCCUGCCCAUAGUUUUGAAACUUUUUUAAGAAAUCUGUACCUUAUUGUUAAAAACUUUAUAGCUGCAAGUACGUUUCUAAGUUCAGUGUUUAAAGAAAUAACUCCUACAAGGAUUUUUUCGGGCAUGCACACGAAUUUCAUACAUAAACGUAUUGUGAUCAUUAUUUAAGAAUUUAUGAUUUCUGAGCGAAAAUGUAUAUAAAAUAAGAAAACUUUUUUUCCCUCUUCCGCCUUGUUUCUUUUUUUCUCCUUCUGAUCACCCCACCCCCAUUAUUUUUGCUUUAAUCCUAAGCAAUUGAGAUUUUAUUGAAAAAAGAAAGAAUAACUUUAAAUCUAAAGAAAUAAUUGUGUGUGUUGUGAAUCAGUUAAAUUAACUUUUCACAAAUUACUUUCUGUUUUCUAUCUAUAAAUAUGGCAUGUUUUAAAGGAAAAUAAUAUAUAUUCAUCCUAUGCAUUUAAAAGUUCUAAAUAUGAUUUAUUUUAUUAAUUAUUUUUUAUUUAUUCACUUUUAUUUAAGUUUUUGCAAUUAUGAAAAAAAUGAAUACUUCUGUGUUCUAAUUUAUUAUGGAAAGAUUUACAAAUU